CGAGGCCUGGGGAAUUAGGGGCGGGGAAAUCAGACUGACAGGAAUGGUCCAGAUAGGUCCCUAGGACUCAACUGGUGGAAGAAAAUGGACUCCUUCCCUUAACUCUGCCUUCCACAUGUGUUUCUCCCCUCAAAUAAAUAAUAAAAAGUGUUUAAUUAAAGGAUGUCUUUGAAUUCAGUUUGAGAGAGAUUUGGGGGAUUUGCUUUGUUUUUUGUUUUUUUGUUUUUUAAAUAAGGACACUCUAAAGAUGGUGCCUGGUGGAAGAAAACAUUCUGGGAAAUCUGGGAAGCCAUCAUUGGUGGAUCAACCUAAAAAAGUCUUUGACUUUGAGAAAGAGGAUAAAGAUUUGACUGGCUCAGAGGAGGAUGUUGCUGAUGAAAAGAUUCUAAUAAUUGAGAAACAUGGGAAGAAAAGACCUGGAGGAAGAGUUGAAGAUGUGGGAGGUGAAGUACAGAAUAUGCUGGAAAAAUUUGGAGCUGACAUCAACAAAGCUCUUCUUGCUAAGAGAAAAAGAAUAGAAAUGUAUACUAAGGCUUCUUUCAAAGCCAGUAACCAGAAAAUUGAGCAAAUUUGGAAAACACAACAAGAGGAAAUACAGAAGCUUAACAGUGAAUAUUCUCAGCAAUUUAUGAGUAUGUUUCAGCAGUGGGAACUGGAUAUGCAGAAAUUUGAGGAACAAGGAGAAAAACUAACUAACCUUUUUCGACAACAACAGAAGAUUUUUCAGCAGUCUAGAAUUGUUCAGAACCAGAGACUGAAAGCGAUCAAACAGCUACAUGAGCAGUUUGUAAAGAGUUUGGAGGAAGUGGAGAAAAAUAAUGAUAACCUGUUUACUGGCACACAAAGUGAACUUAAAAAAGAAAUGGCUAUGUUGCAAAAAAAAGUUAUGAUGGAAACUCAGCAACAAGAGAUGGCAAAUGUUCGAAAGUCUCUUCAAUCCAUGUUAUUCUGAUGAGUCUUUGAAGAAAGAACUUGAACCUA
This is a messenger RNA of Chionomys nivalis (European snow vole), 981 nucleotides long. It is a transcript of the gene Sycp3, whose product is annotated as synaptonemal complex protein 3. Gene Ontology annotation, cellular component: synaptonemal complex. NCBI's taxonomy places the organism in Eukaryota, Metazoa, Chordata, Mammalia, Rodentia, Cricetidae. Gene Ontology annotation, biological process: spermatid development; meiotic cell cycle. The transcript has 8 exons. Bases 248 to 952 code for a protein of 234 amino acids. The record is from RefSeq and is a predicted model, not a curated record.